This is a messenger RNA of Ramularia collo-cygni, 996 nucleotides long. Its product is annotated as related to mouse T10 protein. Lineage: Eukaryota; Fungi; Ascomycota; Dothideomycetes; Mycosphaerellales; Mycosphaerellaceae. Gene Ontology annotation, biological process: protein secretion; Golgi organization. The record is from RefSeq and is a predicted model, not a curated record. Gene Ontology annotation, cellular component: Golgi apparatus. The transcript is spliced from 2 exons. Bases 1 to 996 code for a protein of 331 amino acids.
AUGUGCAUCUCAGUACUCUCUACUGCACAUCCCCAGUACGCUUUGGUUCUCAUCAGCAAUCGGGAUGAGUUCGUUCACCGACCCACUCUCCGUGCGGAUUGGUGGGACCCACCACAUCAGCAAGUGUUAGGAGGACGCGAUCUUCAACGUCAGGAGAGAGGCACCUGGUUAGGCAUUACGAAGCAAGGACGAAUUGCUAUUUUGACCAACUUCCGCGAAGAGGGCGUCAACGAGAAUGGGCAGAAAAGUAGAGGUGCAAUGGUAAACUCAUACCUAACAGUACCUCCGGAUGUUCACGAAUCAGAAGACGAAUUUGCCCAGAGACUCAUAAAUAAUGUCGGUAUCCACGAUGUUGGAGGGUUCACUCUUUUGUUCGGCAAGCUCGAACGACCUAAAUCUCACAACGAGCCAUCCGAAGCAAAAGACUUGCCAGGUCUCGCCGUCAUUUCGAAUCGAACAGACUCUGCUAAAGGUCUUCGAAGAAUCGCUACCAAGAUUGGAGAGACUCACGGUCUAAGUAACAGUCAUUACGGCGAUAAUACAUGGCCCAAGGUUGUGAAUGGCGAGAAGAAGCUCAUGCAAGCAAUCUCAGACGACAUCCCACGCAACGACAGCCAAUCUGAAUUCGUCGAAGAUUUAUUGGCAAUACUCUGCGAUGACAGCCUGCCUGAUCGGAGGAAUGACGAAACGUGGGACGAGUAUGUAAGGCACAUGCGCAAGUCUAUCAUGAUUCCGGCUAUCAAAGGAAAGGCAGCACAUCAGAGUCCCGACGCCCAGCCUGACAAUGGAGAUCGAUCACUAGUCCCUGGUAGUCUGAAACUUACACCAGGAGUAGGCGCCUACGGCACAACAAAGCAGACUGUUAUCCUGGUUGACCACGAGGGCAUGGUGACCUUUGUCGAGCGAACGCUGUACGACGAUUCCGGGGCACCGCUACCGAACCAUGAACGUGACCGGCGUAUCGAAUUCAAGAUAGAAGGCUGGGAAAGACAAUGA